This is a messenger RNA of Bombina bombina (fire-bellied toad), 2554 nucleotides long. Its product is annotated as zinc finger protein 845. Bases 192 to 2246 code for a protein of 684 amino acids. Gene Ontology annotation, molecular function: DNA-binding transcription factor activity, RNA polymerase II-specific; RNA polymerase II cis-regulatory region sequence-specific DNA binding. The transcript has 7 exons. Lineage: Eukaryota; Metazoa; Chordata; Amphibia; Anura; Bombinatoridae. Gene Ontology annotation, biological process: regulation of transcription by RNA polymerase II. The record is from RefSeq and is a predicted model, not a curated record.
CGGGAAACUAUAGUUCACUCAGCUUACUGUAGCUGUUUGUAUCCUUUGAUCGCUGCGGUCAUGAUGUAGUUACUGGUUUACGGAACAAGCUGCUAUCGUCUCAGCUCUCAAUACGGUGGUUUCUUUGAAAGAAAAUAAACUUGAAUAUUUGUUUUUGGAGGAACUGAAGGAUCAUUACAUCCUAUUUCAAUAUGAGUAAAUGCUUUGUGAAGGGAUGUCCAUCAAAGCACGACAAGCACACCAAAUCAACAGACAUCAGUUUACAUUGUUUUCCAAGAUCAAUAGAUAGAAUCAGACAAUGGCUAUCAGCCACAGGAAAACCUUUCGAUAAUUUUGAGAAAAUAGUUGAAAAAGUUAUGAUGCCAAAAUCGACUGUAAAUUAUAGAAUUUGUUCUAAACAUUUUGAAAAGGAAUGCUUUACAAUGGUUGGAUCGAGGAUGAAAUUAAAACCUGAUGCAGUUCCAACUAUUGCCAUAAAUCUUUUUCAAGAAAAUGUCUUUGCAACAAGCUGGGAUCCAAUGCCGUCAUGUUCUGGCAUUACAACAUCAGAAAGUGACAGACAAAGACAGGUGGAAGCAAUAUCUAGCGAUAGUGAUAAUAUAACUGAAAUCACUCCAGAACCUGAUUUACUUUCCUGGAACAUAGAUCAGUAUAGCAGUAAUAUUUCAACUUCACAUAGCUUGCAUGAGGAACCAGCCAUAUCAUUGCAAACUAUAUCAAGUGAUCGUAGUCAAUCAACAGAUCUUGAAAAUAGUAGAACGAAGGAUAUAAACGUAAAAACAUUGGAAUUCAUGACAAAACAAUAUCGAAUAAUAAAACCAAAUACACCAUCAAAACAAAAAUACAAGGAUAUUGUUCCUGAAAUUGAUGUUGACGUUAUAAGACGUUUUCAUAAAAAUACAUCAACAUUUACCAAGAAAAACGUUUCUACAACUACUGCAAAUCUGGUAAAAACUAAUUCUGUUGGUACUUGGACUGGCACCUAUGAAUUCUUCAUGUCUGAGAUUGCCAAUUAUCAAAGAAUGUUUGAAGAUGAGGAUGCAACAUUAGAAAAUCAAGCUGUCUCUACUCCGAUGCAGAUAACUAAACAAUAUCGCUUAUCCACAUCUAUCCCAAUUAAUGUUAUUGAAUCACGGAUUCCGAAGGCAACAGUUGUUCACACUAACUCACCUAUUAAGGAACAACAUCAUAGAGAUGUAUUGGAUGUUCAAAUCCCACUUACAAAAUCAGAAGAUGAACAAGAAUUGGAGGAAUCCAACAUCUGUCUUCCUAUCAAUGAAAAAUACAUUUCCUAUGUACCUAAAUCAGCAAUGUCUCCAACCUCUGAAGAAGGUCAUAUGGAUAUGAAGCCUUCAGAUGGCUCAGCGGUUGAGCACAGAGGAGAACCAUAUUUGUGUUAUCAGGUGAAGACUGAGGAGGAUGAAGUGCCUAUAAAUACGGCUACAGGGCGUCUAGAGGAAAACCCGGGCACUGGGCUAUUAAAAGUGAAGGAAGAGGAUGAGACAGAUGACAUGAAUAGUCAUCAGACUGAAAUACAUUGGUCCCUCCCUGCCGAUGAAGAUAACGCUGAUAUAGUGAAAGUUGAGAUAACAGAAGAUUUGUUUGUGAGGCAUCAGCUGGGAGCCCUGGAUGAGGAAACCAGUGACAGUAUCAACCCAGGUGAAUUUACAAACUGCAGUAAUGCUAGUUCUAGCUAUGGUGAAAAUACAGAUACUUGUUUUAAUCUUCAAAAUCAAAGAAGCAAUGUGGGAAAUGUUGUAUAUGGGAAAUAUUUUUCCAGACAAACAAAUCUUUUAAAACAUCAGAAAAUUCAUACAGGAGAGAAAGCAUUUACCUGUUCUUACUGUGGAAAAUGUUUUGAACGGAAAUCAAAUCUUACUACACAUCAGAAAAUUCAUACAGGAGAGAAAGCAUUUUCAUGUUCUUACUGUGGGAAAUGUUUCACUUGGAAAGCAAAUCUUACUACACAUCAGAGAAUUCAUACAGGAGAGAAAGCAUUUUCAUGUUCUGAAUGUGGGAAGGGUUUUACUGACCAAUCAACUCUUAUUAGACAUCAGAAAAUUCAUACAGGAGAGAAAGCAUUUUCGUGUUCUGAAUGUGGGAAGUGUUUUACUGACAAAUCAACUCUUAGUAGACAUCAGAAAAUUCAUACAGGAGAGAAAGCAUUUUCAUGUUCUUACUGUGGGAAGUGUUUUACUCAGAAAUCAUCUCUUAUUAAACAUCACAAAACUCAUACUGAAUGUUGAAAAUGUUUUACCAGCAAAGGAAUUUUUUUACUCAUCAAAAACUUUAUACAGGAUAGAAAGGAUUUCCAUGUUUUUAAUAUAGGAAACGUUUUGUUUAGAAGUUACAACUUAUUGGACAUCAGAAAAUUCAUACUCGAGGGAAAGCAUUGUCAAAAUUUAUGUUAACAUCAAAUGUGCAAGAGCCUUCCUAAAGUCCUUGUCUGGUUUAGGAUGGACCCCCCCACCCCAGCUGCAUAAAAAGCAUUGUGCGGAAUUAUAACAACAAAAUAUAUAUAUAUUUCUUUUUAUAAAUACAUUUUUUAAAAUAU